AUGCACAUGGCAGUUGAUCAAAAAUCCUUGGCCAGUCUUGAAGCAUUGGUUGUGAAGAUGAGAAAAGAUGUGAAGAAGGCCAGAGUCCUGACUAUUCGUAAACUAACAAGACACAUUGGGAAAUUAAAGUUAAAAAAGGGUUCUGAAGAUUUGAAAUUAAAGAACCAAAAACGAGUUGAUAGAUUAAUUGAAGAAAUCCAUGCCAUGAAGGAAAUAAAGCCAGAUGAAGUUACCAGACUUGCUCUUAGGACAGAAGUUAAUUUUGAAAGUGUCUGCAGAAAGCCAAAUUGUACUGCGACAGAGCGAGCCAUUGCAAGACUUGCAACACACCCCACCUUGAAACCCAGAUUUGUCGAACUUAAAGCUGCUGUAAAAGCUUUUAAGGAUGCAAGAAAGAACCCAGACAAAGCCACUCCUUUGAAAAAGACUACGUCAGAAGAAGAGCCUAAGUCAACACAACAUUUCAAUAGCAGUUUGGAUGAGCAGGCUUUUAAACUAGCUCAAAAACAGCUAGGAUGUGAACACAAAACAAAAAAUAGUAUGAACAUAGAAACUGAUGGGGUGUCUGAAGAACCUUGUGAGAAUGAAUCUGAGCAGAAAACUGUAAAAAUGGAGAGAGCAUAUGUUCCAGAAGAAUCUUCAUUUCAGGCAGUAGAAAUGCAAGCAGUUGGCCAGAAUAAAGCAGGAAGGAAACCUGGCUAUCAAACAAGGAAAGAAAAUACAAGCUCGAACAAAUUAAAUGCAAUAAAAAUUAAUGAUGAUAGAGACCAGGAACAUCCUAAUGAAGAGGAGUACUUUGAUGAUAGUACUGAAGAGAGGUUUUAUAACCAGUCAUCAGAUUCUGACAGUGACAGCGAUGACGAUUUCUUCAUUGGCAAAGUCAAAAGAAAGAAAAAGACAGUAGCAGUUACUGAUCUUUUCUCAGCAAAAGCAAAGGAUAGACUUCAGAAGAACAUGGUGAAGAAAGAAAAGUACACGGCACCUAGGGCAGAGCAAGAUUUGAUCAUGGAAGAAGGAAAGCCACAUGGAAAAGCAUGCAAGCUAGAAUCAGUGUUCUGCAGUUCUUUGUCUGCCUCCAAUCAGAAAUCUCAAAAGAGAAGAAAUACAGAAGACCAGCCUCACAAAAAUGGAAGAACAGCUCUUUAUAAAAAGGAACUACAGCUCAAGAAGCAACCAUUUGCAAAAGCUGCAGGUAUUAAAUGUGACAAUAAGAAAGCGUUUUUGGAGCAGCCUCUUCAUCCAUCGUGGGAAGCAAGCAAGAGACGCAGGGAACAAAUGUCUCAAAUUACUGCAUUCCAAGGGAAAAAGAUUAAAUUUGAUGACUAA
Nestor notabilis (Kea) is the source of this 1326-nucleotide messenger RNA. It is a transcript of the gene SRFBP1, whose product is annotated as serum response factor binding protein 1. The transcript is spliced from 9 exons. The record is from RefSeq and is a predicted model, not a curated record. Lineage: Eukaryota; Metazoa; Chordata; Aves; Psittaciformes; Psittacidae. Gene Ontology annotation, biological process: maturation of SSU-rRNA. Gene Ontology annotation, cellular component: 90S preribosome; nucleus. The coding region runs from base 1 to 1326 and encodes 441 amino acids.